Molecule: messenger RNA, 1503 nt
Organism: Lentinula edodes (shiitake mushroom)
Lineage: Eukaryota; Fungi; Basidiomycota; Agaricomycetes; Agaricales; Omphalotaceae
Product: major facilitator superfamily domain-containing protein
Exons: 13
Coding region: 1-1503 (500 amino acids)
Biological process (GO): transmembrane transport
Molecular function (GO): transmembrane transporter activity
Source: RefSeq, a predicted model, not a curated record
AUGACCAUCAGGCUACAACUACCGACGUCAAUGUUAACUAUAUUAGCCAUGAUCACGAAAAGCCACGAAGCCCUCGGCCAUGGCGAAUCCGCUAUCCCAACAGACAAGAAGGAAGAGGAAAUCGAGAACCUCCAGGACGAUUGGGAAGAUGACCCAAUAAAUGCUAGAAAUUGGCUAUCGUCGAAGAAGUGGACUAGUGUCGCCAUCGUAUCGCUAUACACUUUCGUUUCUCCACUUUCGAGUUCAAUGUUAGCGCCUGGUCUCCCCGAUAUUGCUGCCAAAUAUGGUGUAACUUCGACCACAGAAACGUCCCUUAUGCUUAGUGUUUUCUUGAUCUCGUUUGCUAUUGGGCCGUUAAUUCUCGCACCAUUAUCUGAAAUGUAUGGUAGGACUUGGGUCCUCCACUUUGGGACAUUAUUCUCCCUCGCCUUCAAUCUUGGUUGCGCAUUUGCACCUAAUGCAGGAGCUUUCAUCGGUUUUCGUCUCCUGAACGGUUUCUCAGGAAGCGCGCCUAUAGCUUGCGGUGGAGGUUCCAUUGGGGAUCUAUUUUCUGAGCGAGACCGAGCCUCUGCAAUGGCAAUAUACAGUCUUGGCCCUCUUAUUGGUCCUGCUGUUGGUCCUGUCGCAGGAGGCUUCAUAGCCCAAACCAUCGGAACGAAAUACGUUUUCAUUGUCAUCGCCGCCGCGUGUGGUGUCUCGUUACUCCUUGGAGUACCCUUACUGCAGGAGACGUAUGCGCCUGUCAUAAGGCUGCGCAGAGCACGAGCAGAGGGUGAUUUGGAAAAGGCAAAACAUUUCCAUGGUCCAAUUUCGGAUAUGGGCAAGUGGGAGUACUUGUGGCUCAAUUUGUCUAGACCUGUGAUUUUACUCACUCGGAGCUUCAUCUGUUUCAUGUUGAGCUUGUAUAUGGCUUUCAUGUAUGGGAUAUACUAUCUCAUGUUCACCACCUUCCCUGAAUUAUUCAAUGUGAUUUACGGAUUUGACACGGGCAUCGGGGGAUUGGUUUACCUUGGUCUGGGUAUUGGAUUCCUAGUGGCUACCAUGUUCGGAGCAAAGACUGCUGAUCAGAUAUAUCAUUAUCUGGCAACAAAGAACGGCGGAAAGGGUAAGCCCGAAAUGCGUAUCCCAGCACUCGCCUUUGGGUCGCUGUGGGUUCCCGUUGGACUAUUCUGGUACGGAUGGUCCGCGCAAGCUCAAAUACAUUGGAUAAUGCCCAUCAUUGGCUCGGGUAUCUUUGGUUUCGGUAACUUGCCCAUUCAACUUUAUCUGGUCGAUGCGUUCCAAUUCGCUGCCAGCGCUCUUGCUGCCGCAGCUGUUCUGCGUUCUAUCCUUGGAUUCGCAUUCCCGUUAUUUGGCGCACAAAUGUAUGCUGCCUUGGGCUACGGAGGUGGGAACUCGCUUCUUGGGGGUCUGGCCAUCGUCCUCGGCAUCCCAUUUCCGAUAUGGAUCUACUACAAGGGCGAGCAAAUGCGUGCUCGAAAUUCGUUAACUCGGACGGAAUGA